Cetraspora pellucida is the source of this 444-nucleotide messenger RNA. The record is from the annotation of a GenBank genome assembly. Lineage: Eukaryota; Fungi; Glomeromycota; Glomeromycetes; Diversisporales; Gigasporaceae.
AUGAAUAUACCAGUAUAUAUUAUAUCUGAAAGCAUUCUCAAAAUUGAUUCCCAUACUAGUACACAAUCAGUGUUUGACUAUAAAAAAGGUAAAACUAAUGCACAGUAUAUUGUACUGAAUGAUACCAUAAAUGAUGCCAUGGAUGAUGCCAUGAACAAUACUAUGAACAAUAUUACAAACAAUACUACAAAUGAUACUACAGACAAUAUUACAAAAAAUACUAUGAAUAUAAAUGAUGUAAUAAACAUAAACAAUGCUGUAAAUUGUGCAAUAAGUAUAAAUGAUGCUGUGAGUGAUGCUAUGAAUAAUGCUAUAAACAAUGCUAUGAGUAAUGCUGUGAACAAUUUUAUGAAUAAUGCCAUAAUUAACAGUGCACAAAUUCAACUCUUUGAUAUUACUUGUUAUAUAUAUUUGUUUAAACCAAGGUAUCAGGAUAAUCUUUAA